GGUGGUGGUGGGAAUUUGCCCCAAAGAAAAAAAAAAACUGGAGCAAAGAAAAACCUUACAAUAGCUGGUUUGGACUUGUGGCUUGCAGUGACAGGAAAGAAAAGGCACUGCAGGGUGUGAUACAGCGUGGGUGCCAAUUUGAUAUUUCCUUCAAGAAACUGAGAAUGAGGAGCGUGUUGAAGAGAACAUCUGUACUCGUCCUGAGAAGAGGACUCACGACAUAUCAGAGCACAUGGUGGAAAAAUGACAGCGUCUUCAGAGUCCAUCCUUCGAUAUCGCGGGCAUUAGCAGAAAACCAACCUGUGGUUGCCCUUGAAAGCACUAUUAUCACUCAUGGCAUGCCCUAUCCACACAACCUGAGCACAGCAAAGGAGGUGGAGGCAAUAGUUCGAGCUGAAGGAGCCACUCCAGCCACUGUUGGAAUAAUUAAGGGGAAAGUCCAUGUUGGUCUGUCAUCAGAGGAGCUUGACCAUCUUGCUCACUGCACAAGCUCCCUGAAAGUUUCACGCCGCGAUCUGCCACACGUCAUCAGCAAGGGGCUCUCUGGAGGAACAACAGUGUCAGCCACUAUGAUAGCAGCACAUCGAGCAGGCAUCCCUGUGUUUGUCACUGGUGGUAUUGGAGGAGUUCACAGAGACGGAGAGAACAGUCUGGACAUCAGUGCAGAUCUGACAGAACUGGGCAGAACUCCCAUUGCUGUGAUCUCUGCUGGGGUUAAGUCUAUUCUUGACAUUGGUCGCACCCUUGAAUUCCUUGAGACACACGGUGUCUGUGUAGUCACAUAUGGAAAGUCAAACAACUUCCCAGCCUUCUUCUCUCCACAAAGUGGAUUCACUUCCUCGUGCCAAGUUGGAAACCCUGCAGAGGCUGCAAAACUCAUUGCGAGUGCUCUGUCCCUGGGUCUUCAGAGUGGUGUCCUGUUAGCAGUGCCCAUCCCAGAGGAGCAUGCAGCGUCAGGUCAGCAGAUAGAGGACGCCAUACAAGUUGCAGUGGCAGAGGCAAGUGCUAACGGUAUCACAGGAAGAGACGUGACACCAUUUAUUUUACAGAAAGUCAAUGACCUGACAGAAGGAAAGUCCCUUCAGGCCAACAUUGCUCUCAUUCGUAACAAUGCUAGAGUUGGAAGUCAGAUCGCCUGUGCAUUGUCCAAACAAAUGAAUGAGACAAAGCUAAAAGGGGAAACUCAUUCUAGAAAUCAUUCAUCAUGCUCAGAAUCAGAUGUUGUUGUGAUCGGAGGAAUAAAUGUGGAUUUUAUAGCGAAAGGAAAAACAAAAACCAUUGAAUUUGGACAGACAAAUCCAGGAAGUGUCUGUCAGUCAUUUGGCGGUGUGGGACGGAACAUCGCUGACUGUCUGAGUCGAUUAGACCACAGACCUCUGCUCAUCUCAGCUAUUGGAGCGGAUUCAAACGGUGAUGCAGUGUUAAACUACUGUAAACAUAUGAACACAAGUGCUGUUGCCAGGCUGGAGGAGCAGAGCACAGCCACUUACUGUGCGGUUAUCACUGAAAGCGGAGAGCUGAGUCUUGGACUGGGAGACAUGGACAUUCACCAGCAAAUCACGGAGCAGUAUGUGUCACAGUUCGAGAAGCAGCUGUCAUCCGCUAAACUUGUGUGUCUCGAUGGAAAUAUCCCUGUCUCCACCAUCGACUACGUUUGUGGCAUUGCCAAAAAGCACAACAUCAAUGUGUGGUACGAGCCAACUGAUCCAGAAAAGGCUUGCAAGCCUUUCCUGUCAGACGCCUGGAAGUCUCUGUCCUACUCAUCCCCAAACCUGGUGGAAUUGUGCACCAUGAACAAAACACUGGGUUUCCCAACACCUGCAGUGCUGCCCAACUCUGUGGAAGAGGUGCUGAGUGCUGCUGUGACUCUCUCUCGCCCCCUUCUGGAGCACCUUCACUGUGUGGUGGUGACUUUGGGAGCCCAUGGACUGUUGGUGUGUGGCGAGCACAAUGCUGGGUCAGUCACCCUGCAGCCACGAAAAGAGAGAAAGAGAAGACAGCUUUGUGCCGUACACUACCCAGCACUGACUGUAACUGCAGAGGAAACGAUGAAUGUGUCAGGAGCAGGAGACAGUCUCGCAGGUGCACUGAUGGCAGGAAUUCUUCAGCAGCGGGACACGGACAGCUGUGUUCGGAUGGGGCUCCUGGCCGCACGGCUGUCACUGGCAUCACCGCACCCUAUUUCCCCCACACUCACCUUAGACUGUGUGGAUCCCGACAAAGCUCAAAGUCAGAAUCGGCCCAAACUGACUUACAGGUGCAUCGAUUAGAUUAUAAUAUUAUCAGUUCAAAACGGCUACAAAUGUGAAAUUGAUACUGCAGUAUUUUAUGGUUUCCUAGCCGAACGUUUGUGAUGGGAUUCUUGUAAAAUGUUAUUUUAUAUUUAUGACUUUUACAAAAACACAGAUGAACACCACUUUCCAGGAAGUGUGCAUGAUUGCAAAUCCUGGUAAUAAAAUAUUACAUGUUUUAA
Solea senegalensis (Senegalese sole) is the source of this 2473-nucleotide messenger RNA. RefSeq lists its product as uncharacterized. The transcript has 19 exons. The record is from RefSeq and is a predicted model, not a curated record. Gene Ontology annotation, molecular function: pseudouridylate synthase activity; kinase activity. Bases 165 to 2270 code for a protein of 701 amino acids. Lineage: Eukaryota; Metazoa; Chordata; Actinopteri; Pleuronectiformes; Soleidae.